Messenger RNA from Panonychus citri (citrus red mite), 3456 nucleotides. RefSeq names its product E3 ubiquitin-protein ligase Bre1-like (gene Bre1). NCBI's taxonomy places the organism in Eukaryota, Metazoa, Arthropoda, Arachnida, Trombidiformes, Tetranychidae. The coding region runs from base 118 to 3177 and encodes 1019 amino acids. Gene Ontology annotation, molecular function: metal ion binding; ubiquitin protein ligase activity. The record is from RefSeq and is a predicted model, not a curated record. The transcript has 3 exons. Gene Ontology annotation, cellular component: HULC complex; nucleus.
UUUUGCUUUGGUUUUUUGUCUUCAUCUUGUCUGUUCAAUAAUUUUAAUUUAUUUUUUUUUUGUUUGAUCUCAUCAAAUGUUUAAGUUAAUUGAUUUAACUAGUGUUGGCUUAUUAUUAUGGAACAGUUUGACAUUAAUAUUCUUAAAUUUCAGAAUAAGAAGCUCGGUGAACGAUUGGAGGUUAAAGCAAAGGUUGAAUCUGAUUUAAGACAAAGGAUUGAACAAUUGGAAAAGAAACAAACAUCAGCAGAAGCCAUUGUUUACGUUAUUAACCGAUAUUGGAAUCAAUUAAAUGAAGAUUUAAGGAUCUUAUUACAAAGGUUUGAUGCGGAAACUUCUGAUCAACAAGAGAAUGAUAAUGAAAAUGAGGCAACCACCUCAUUUAUUUCACAAUUAUCCACUUGGGAUAAGGAUGAAUUGGAGGAGAAUCUGCGACAACGGGUUGAAGUGUCAAAGAGAGCAGUGAGCAAGGUAAUUGCCACAUUCGAUAGGAUUGUACAAAGAAAUGAGAAAAUAACCUUUGCCCUAAAAGGUACAACGCUUGGUGACGGUGAUACUGAUAAUGGUGAGAGUAAUCCUAGUCUUGAUGAGGCUGUUAAAAAGGCUAACCAAGAAUUACAAAAUGAGAAUAAAAAUCUCAAUUCUUUGGUUACUUCUUUACAUGAGAAACAUCAUAAGAUGAGCCUCAAGUUCAGUGAGAUGAAGGAUAGCUUGGAAUCAAUGGAGACAAGAAAUGAUGAGCUUAAAGCUCGUAUUGAUGAUCUUGAAUUUGAUCUUAAUCGGACACGAUCUAAAGAGAUUAGGUUACAAGACAAUCUUCAAGAUGCCCGUGAAAAAUUACAAACAAUUCAAAUGUCGGGUGGUGAUUAUGAUUUUGGUACCAAUGGUAAAAGUGCCAAAAACCGUAGUGAUAAUGUUAAUCAUGCCAAGUUUGAAGAUCUUCAAAAGGAACUUGAAGAAUACAAAGAACUGUCCAAUAAACGAUUAAACGAACUUGAAACGCUAAAUUCAGCUCACAAAGAAGCUCUAACCCUCAUCGAGAAAUUAAAAAUGGAUCUUCAAACAUUACCUGAAGCCGUUGUUGUUGAGACUGUCGAAUACAAAUGUCUUCAAUCACAUUUCUCUGUUCUUUAUAAUGAAUCAAUGCAUCUAAAAACACAAUUAGAAGAGGCGAGAAGUAUGAUGGUUAAUUCAAAGACUGCUCAUCUUAGGCAAAUUGAACACAUGGAAUCGGAGGAAUUGGAAAUGCAGAAAAGACUCAGGACCGAGGUAAUUCAAUUAGAAGAUCAAUUGGAGCAGGUUAAAAAAGAGUAUGAAAUGUUACGGAUUGAAUUUGAACAAGCAAUCGCUGCCAAUGAACAAACAGGUCCUAUUAACAAAGAGAUGAGACAUUUGAUUACAAGCCUUCAAAAUCAUAAUGUCCAAUUAAAAGGUGAAGCAGCCAGAUAUAAGCGUCGUCUUAAAGAUUUACAACAUGAUUACAAUAAGAUAAAACAUAUUUGUGAGACUCAACAUCAAAAUUUGAUAACAUCCAACGCCAACAGUAAUUCUGUUAAUAACAAUAGUAACACAAAUAAUAAUGUUCCCAACAACAGCUCCAUUAAUAGUCAGCCUGUUGUACAUGCAAAUAUCAAAUCAAACAUAAAGAUUGAACCAGGAGUUGAAAAUAUUGAUGAUCCACCUACAAAAAGACAAAGAACUGACUCUGGAACUGAUGUUAAUCUUAUUAAAGAUGGCGGCAACAAAGAAAUUGAUGAAAAGAAACCUGGUGAUUUAAGUGUAAUCAAUGAUAAUUCGCGGGUAAUUAUCAAAAAAGAACGUGAAGAUUCAAGUCAGACUAACAUUCAUACCACCUCCUCCACAACGACAGCGACAACUACAUCAUCUGGUAACAUUCCCUAUCCAAGUCAUUCUCAUCCAUCAAGCCAUACUCACCGGUCUAAUCAUCAUCUUAAAAAGGAAGAAGAUUCUGGAGAAACAAGUGAAAGACCAAAUGCUGUUCGUUUCUCUGGUGUUAGUCACGAUGAAAAUAAAGGUACUAGCGGUGGUGGAACCAGUGGAACUAUUAGUAUUAGUAGUAAUAGUCUUUCUAGUGGCAGUAGGAAACUCGAACCUGAAUUAGUAAUCAAAGACUUACAGAAACAAUUGAGAGCAAUGAGUCAACAGAACAAGGAAAUGAGAAUGGUUAUUGAUUCGUACAAAACAAGCCAACGAGAUCAGAGGGAUAAAGUUGCCCUGAUGACAGCGGAAAAGAAAAGUCGAAUGGAGGUAGAAGAUUUAAAGAAACAAUUAGCUAAACAUCAAGAAUCUGAUCGGCGUGAUAGACGUAAAUACGCUGAUGAAGAAACUCAAAGAGAAAUCGCCAAGUACAAGGAAAACAUUCAACAAUUACAGAAACUUUUAGCUUCUCAAAAGCAAGAAGAUGAAGCUCUCCUAAAUGAAAUGGAAGUGACCGGUAAUGCGUUUGAAGAUAUGCAAGAGCAAAAUUUACGUUUAAUGCAACAAUUAAGAGAAAGAGAUGAAGCCAAUUUCAAAUUAAUGUCCGAACGGAUUAAAUCUCAAGGUAUUUUAAACCUGCUAAAAGAGGAGAAAGAAAAUCUUAAUCUUCAAGUGAUUAAUUUGAAAGCUCAAGUUGAAGCACAAAAUCAAGUGGUUAGAAAAUUGGAAGAAAAAGAAAGACUAUUACAAAAUAAUUUAUCGACCGUGGAAAAGGAGUUAAGUUUAACCCAACAGGCGAUGGAACAAAAUCGCCGGAAAGCCAUCGAAUCGGCACAAUCAGCGGCAGAUCUUAAAUUACAUUUGGACAAAUAUUUAAGUCAAUUAAAAGAAGCACAAGCAACGGUUGCCGAUAAAACAUCUACCCUACAACAAGAAGCAUUUAAAAACCAACGACUUCAAGAAGAAGUAAUGACCUGGCGAAGAUUAUACGAAAGAGCGAAAAAGUUCGAAUUAGCAACAACCGCAGAUGAAGUUCUUCAAGAGGAAAUAAAAGAAUAUAAAUCACAGUUGACCUGUCCAUCUUGUAAGACCAAUCGUAAAGAUGCCGUGUUAACAAAGUGUUUCCAUGUAUUUUGUUACGAAUGUCUAAAAACCAGGUACGAAACUAGACAAAGGAAAUGUCCUAAAUGUAAUGCGCUUUUCGGUGCAAAUGAUUUCCAUAGAUUGUAUCUUGGUUAGUAUUUAUUGUCCAUAAUGUCAAAUCUACUUUUCUCUAUCUAUCUCUCUCUCUCUCUUCAUCUCUUUUUUCUCUCCUUUUUUCGCAUUCUCUUUUUUUCCACUUCACUCCUUGUUCUUUAUUUCAAAUCUCUCUCUCUCUCUCAAUAUCUAUCCAAUUUCUCUCUCACACACAACUUUAUCUUCUUUUCUUUCAAAAAAAUAUUUCUCUCUCCUUGUAAGCCUUUUUAAAAAGUAUAAACAAAAAUAACUACAAAAUAAAAUUCUCAUUUGAUAAAAUUU